Messenger RNA from Phragmites australis (common reed), 1467 nucleotides. RefSeq lists its product as uncharacterized. Gene Ontology annotation, biological process: protein K48-linked deubiquitination. Gene Ontology annotation, cellular component: nucleus. The coding region runs from base 68 to 1324 and encodes 418 amino acids. NCBI's taxonomy places the organism in Eukaryota, Viridiplantae, Streptophyta, Magnoliopsida, Poales, Poaceae. The record is from RefSeq and is a predicted model, not a curated record. Gene Ontology annotation, molecular function: cysteine-type deubiquitinase activity; ubiquitin binding. The transcript is spliced from 13 exons.
UCACAAAGCGAGGGGUCGCAUCGUGAGAUCACCUCAGAAGAGGGGUAAAAGGGUCCAGAAGAAAGACAUGUGUCGUGGGGAGAACGCCCCCAACCCCGAUGCGGGGAGCUCUCAGGACGGUGGCGCAACUCCGCCGCCAUCGCCGCCGCGGCCGCAGUCGCAGUCGCCGGUGUCGCUGUCGGUGCGGUCAUCAGCAUCAACUACUGAUGAGGAAGAAGCAAGGGAACGGGAGCGAAGAAAAAAUAAGUUUUACUAUGAGAACUACUCAGAAUAUCAGAUAUCACCAGAUAUGUGGGGUGAGAAUGGUGAUAACAGUGGUGAUUCUGCUGGGAAAAGGCUGGGACAUAAGGAAAAAGUAAGGGAAGAGGAGCAGAGAAAAGAGAGGAUGGAUUAUGAGAACUACGACGACUACAAAAUUUACUGGGACCACAAUAUUGGUGACCUAUUUCUUGGCCAUGAACUCUCUCAGAUAUCACUAGAUUUGUUGAGUGAUAAUGGUGAUAACUGCAGUGAUUCUGCUACAGAGAUGGGGGAUAAGGAACUUCUUACGGCUUUGUUUCCAGACUUUGACAGAGGAUAUGAUAUCUUCUGGCAAAAGAUCACGCUUCUCAGUGAAAAGUAUGAAUUCUUUAGAAGAGCUGCCAGAGAUGGAAAUUGUUUCUACCGAGCUUUCAUUUUCAGUUACUUGGAGCAUGUUUUAGAAAUCCAGGAUGACGCUGAACGCAGAAGUGAAGUUAAACAUCUUAGGCAAUGUAUCGAAAAGGCUAAGGAAGCUUAUGGAAGUCUUGGUUCUGCCCUGAUGUUUGAUGCACAGUGGUCUACUUUUGAUGGUUUUGAAUAUUUGGUAGACUUAAUUCAAAGCGGCCUCUCUGCUGGACAACUAUAUUUAGUAGACAAGACGGACAAAAUCAUCUCAAGCAUUUUGCCAUCCCUUAAGUUGCUGAUUGAGAUUGAGCUCUGCACACAGGAGGACUUUUACAAUCCUUUUCUUAGCUCUGGAGAAUAUGGAUCUGUUCGUGAGUGCUUGGAUUUCUUUAGUUCACCAAAAGUGAUUAUCGUGGCUAAGCAAAGAUUUAUUGCAAGUUCAUUUGAUGUUUCAGACUGCAGGCCUCGCUGCGGCCCGUCGUCGCCGGCUCGGAGUCGCGCGCAGCGCCGCCAGUACCAUCGACGUUGUCCUCGCGUGCAGACCCGCAAGCCAAGCCGGCCAUCCCGAAGAUUUGGGAGCGCCUUCCGAGAGAGCCAUGUCGAAGGAAUUAGGAGCUGGACUCCAAGCAUCGAUUUCCAUGUUGCGGAUAGAUGGAUCUUUUGCUUGAGAGGAGUUUAGUUGGGAUCGAUCCCCUUUCUAUUUUUCUCUUUUUCUAUUUAAUUCCUCUCGCAUACAGUAAAGGUAUAUGGAAACACAAUAAGGUAUAUGCUUUGUCAUAGGAUUUUUUGUUUAAGGUGAGCGCAUCAGCAUAUGCUUGUCCA